Molecule: messenger RNA, 1338 nt
Organism: Cladophialophora bantiana CBS 173.52
Lineage: Eukaryota; Fungi; Ascomycota; Eurotiomycetes; Chaetothyriales; Herpotrichiellaceae
Exons: 2
Coding region: 1-1338 (445 amino acids)
Biological process (GO): siderophore biosynthetic process
Source: RefSeq, a predicted model, not a curated record
AUGGCCCCUAACCCAACAUCUUCACACAAGUGGCCUCUAGUCAAGCUACCACACCCGUUUCUGACUACGUAUCGGGUGCGCACUGUUGGGGGAACAAAGCCAUCUAGACUCAUCUUAUCACAGGAGAGCCAGCCCGCGGAAGGACGACCAUUGCCAAAACCAUUACAUAGCGACUCGCUCUCAUGGGUAGAACUGUCGUUCAAACCGAAGGACCAGGUUCCGCCCAUCUCCAACAACAGCGCGUGGGCACGAGCAGUUCGGAGUCCUCAGACAACAUUCGAGUGGACGGGAAGCAGUCCGCCCUCCCUUGGUCAGAUUUGGAAUGUUGUUCACGCGAUAUAUCUCGCCCAUCCCACCUAUGAGUACUUCAGACUUAGUCUGUCUGGCGCAGGAAAGGAUGUCAUUCGCCACGAGUUACUUUCCACAGGCCUAGGCAUCGAACAUCCGAAGCCAUGGCGCCCCAAGGACGAUAUGAAUGCCCAGUCUGACGAGCUGUUGAUCCUUCGAAGCUCGUUCUGGCAAGGAGCAGCUUCUCCAAUGGGACCUCGUCCAAUCUGGGUGGUGGGAGACGGCACGGAUGGUCCUUCACGCGAGUCUGUGGCCCAGUAUCCCAUCAUGCCUGAGAACUAUCACUUCACCAUGAAGUUCCCCGGGGAGCCCAUUUACACGCGUCAUCCGAUCCGUCGCCCCAAGCCACAUCCAGGAUCAAUCGCUUACAGUCGCUACAUACCCGAGCUAGACGAGCACUUUUCCCUCGAAGUGGUCGACUGGCGAGAUCCGGAGCACCUGAGACUCUUCAACAGAUGGCAGAACGACCCUCGUGUUGCGGCGGGUUGGAAUGAAACAGGGACUGUGGAGCAGCAUCGUGAAUACCUGCGCAAACUGUGGGUUGACCCGCACGUUCUUUGCUUAUUCGGACGCUUCAACAACACCCGCUUCGCUUAUUUCGAGCUGUAUUGGGCAAAGGAAGAUCACUAUGGCGCCCAUUACGACGCCGGCGACUACGACCGUGGCCGCCACUCACUCGUGGGCGACGCAUCGUUCCGCGGCUCCCAUCGCGUCAACGCGUGGUAUUCCAGCUGCAUCCACUACGUCUUUCUGGACGACCCGCGCACCGCCAACGCCGUGGGCGAGCCCAAGGCCACGGGUGCGACGAUCCUGUCCUACGAGAACUCCCAAGGUCUCGUCAUCGGCAAGUACGUCGACCUGGGCCACAAGCGAUCGGUGCAUUCGAUCGCGAGCCGAGAAAAAUGGUUUCAGUUGUGUCCGCUCUUCUGGGACGGGCGAGAGAAGCCGUUGGAAUCUGCAGACCGGGCAGCAUGGAACGCGAAGCUGUAG